Papaver somniferum (opium poppy) is the source of this 2803-nucleotide messenger RNA. RefSeq names its product phospholipase A1 PLIP2, chloroplastic-like. Gene Ontology annotation, molecular function: glycerophospholipid phospholipase A1 activity. The transcript has 5 exons. Gene Ontology annotation, biological process: lipid metabolic process. Lineage: Eukaryota; Viridiplantae; Streptophyta; Magnoliopsida; Ranunculales; Papaveraceae. The coding region runs from base 229 to 2397 and encodes 722 amino acids. The record is from RefSeq and is a predicted model, not a curated record.
UCUCACUUCUCCUUCUUCUUCGUCGUCCUUGUUCUCCUCUCCCAAUAUUGUGGCGCACGUUAAAUCCAUAUACCUAUUGUCUGCACGUUAACUAUUUCCAUUCAAAAUAUCACUCUCUCUGUAUCUCUUUCAGACGGACGGAGAAAUCUAGAGAGAGAAAAGGAAAGAAAGAAAGAAAGAAAGAAAGAAAGAAAGAAAGAAAGAAAGAAAGAAAGAAAGAAAGAAAUAAUGGAGGGUCUCUGUUUCAAACCAGGGAUGAUUCAUGGAAUCCAUUCCUUCGGUGGUGUAGGAAGUGUAGAGAAUCGAACGCAUGCGGCGCACAUUAGUGCAUUAGGCCGUUCAUCCUCUUCUUCUACUUCUUCGAUUUCUUCUGAUUCUACGACCACUAAUGGGUUUCUAUUUACAAAACCCUUGAAGUCUUUAUGGACCAGAGAAAGAGGAGGGAAUGAAAACGGAGCUGAUCAUGAAAACCUGGAUGAUAAAAAUGGAGUUAAUUUGAUUAGAGAAGAAGAAGCAGAAGAAGAAAUUGAAGGGGAAAACGAACCAAUACGUACAGAGGAGCAACGUGGAAACUGGGUUUUAAAGAUUUUACAAAUUAGGUCUUUAUGGAGAUCUAAAACUGAAAAGGAGUACAAAAAGGAUGAAGAUUUAUCUAUAAAUGAUGAAGAAAUUGGGGAUUGUCCUUGUUCUGAAGACGAAAGAUCUGAAAUUGGUCAAGGAAGUAGUGAUGAAAUUGUUGAGUUUGAUAGGGAUUCCUUCUCGAAAUUGCUAAGGAAAGUUACAUUAUCUGAAGCUAAAUUAUACGCUCAGAUGUCCUAUUUGGGGAAAUUAGCGUAUUCUAUACCUAAAAUUAAGCCAGAGAAUCUCUUGAGACGACAAGGAUUGCGUUUCGUUACUUCUUCAGUAGAGAUUAAAGCAAAUUCUAUUGAAGCUAUUGGAAAGCCAAAUCCAGUGGAUGUUCAAGAUGCAGAACAGACAAUAGAAAAUAAGGUAAAGGAGGAGGAGGAUGAAAAUCAGAAGAGUGGCUACAGGGUAAGCCCAUCUAUUGCUUAUCAUAUUGCUGCUUCUGCUGCUUCCUAUCUGCAAUCUCGUAUUCCGUUUAAAUCCUCUAAAUCGGAGACAAAGGAGGAGCAAUCUGAAGGAAGCAAUGAAACUGACGAAGAAGCUGAAUUAACAAGUGCAGAAGUUGCUUCUUUUGUAGCCACGACUAAUUCUUUGACAGCAGUAGUUGCUGCGAAAGAGGAAAUGAAACAAGCUGUAGCAAAGGACUUGAGUUCACUACAUACAUCACCAUGCGAAUGGUUCGUAUGUGACGACGAUCAGAGUGGGACAAGAUUUUUCGUAAUUCAGGGUUCCGAGUCCCUGGCUUCUUGGCAAGCAAAUCUACUAUUUGAGCCUGUUCAGUUUGAGGGAUUAGAUGUAUUAGUGCAUAGAGGUAUCUAUGAGGCUGCAAAAGGGAUCUAUGAGCAGAUGUUGCCAGAAGUCCGUGCCCAUCUGAAGACUUGUGGUGACUCUGCAACUUUUCGUUUCACUGGUCACUCUCUUGGGGGAAGCUUGUCGCUGCUUAUAAAUAUCAUGUUACUGUUACGUGGUGAAGUGCCGCUUUCAUCUUUACUUCCUGUUAUAACCUUUGGUGCACCAUCAAUUAUGUGUGGAGGUGACCAGCUUCUCCGUAGGUUGGGAUUGCCUCGGAGUCAUCUCCAAGCCAUUACCUUACACAGAGACAUAGUACCGCGAGCCUUCUCAUGCAGUUACCCUGAUCAUGUGGUUAAGCUUCUCAAAGCUGUCAAUCGCAACUUUCGAAAUCAUCCCUGUCUCACGAACCAGAAAUUACUAUAUGCGCCAAUGGGUGAGAUAUUAAUCCUACAACCAGAUGAGAAACACUCCCCACACCAUCAUCUUCUCCCAUCUGGGAGCGGCUUAUACCUUUUGAGCUGUCCCUUAUUAGAUUCUAAAGAUUCAGAAAAGCAACUCCAGGCAGCAAAAAACGUAUUCAUAAAUUCGCCGCAUCCACUUGAGAUCCUCAGUGAUCGAUCUGCAUAUGGUUCUGACGGUGCUAUUUACAGAGACCAUGACAUGAACUCCUACCUAGGGUCAGUGCGCAAUGUAAUUCGACAAGAACUAAACCAAUUAAGAAAAUCCAGGAGGGAGCGCCGUCGCCAAUCUUGGUGGACACUGAUUGCACCAUCAGGUAACCACGAAGGAAUCUUUGAGAGUGGAGAGGUGGCACAGAGCAAUUUCUCUAAUCACCAAGUACGGUUUUCAGUCAUCUUCAGAACUGGAAGAGAGUCAUUGAAAAGGCUAAGUAGAUUUGUUGCAUCACAAAACAUACACCUGCUUGUCGUGCUCUUAUUCCCUGCUCGUUUAUUGACUUAUGCCGUUGUAUAUUUCUGCUGAAAAUCUGGAGGUCGUAUUUUGUUCUUGUGGUAUGCAAAAGACAUGUAGUGGGAAGCUCUACGGGCAAACUAGACCACCUGCCUGGAAGAUGAGCUGGUGAUUCUUUUAUUCCUUAGUUUAACUAGUUACACAUACCUCCAAGUUUGAGGUUUGGAAAACGUCAAACUACUGUAUAGAAAGAAAAGUAGUCUAGGAAAGAAAAACACCCUUUAUGAUGGGGAAAUGGCAAAUUACUUUCUUUUAAAUGUUUCAGAUCCGUCGUAACUACUCGGCAUAAAUCUGUAUGCUAUUGUAAUCGUUUUAAGAUUUGGAGACUGUACUACUGAACCCUAAGAGAUUGUAAGUUCAGAUUGUAAGUCCUGUAUAAAGGAGAAGCAGUGAUUAAAAGAAAAUGUGUUCAUUUCAC